UUUCAAAACAAUCGAAAUGGCGGCGUCUGUAAGAUGGAGUCUACUGCGCUUCAUACUGUCACAGUCAUCCGCACAGCAGUUGAGAUUGCAAGUAAAUAAGAGAAAUCAGUGCCUUUCACUGUGGGCUGCCCAAAACCACAGAAUACAGUCUCAACAUUAUGAAAUUAAACCAUUCUUAGUGCGAACACUUUCAAUUUUAACCCAAGACACACCAAAUCCAAGAAGUUUAAAGUUCAUUCCUGGUAAACCUGUAUUAGGAACAGGGACUCGAGAUUUCCCAACAUCAGUCUCAGCAGAAAGUUCCCCUUUAGCAAGGGAUCUUUUCCAAAUCGAAGGUGUAAAAAGUGUCUUUUAUGGGCCAGAUUUUAUCACACUGACUAAGACGGACAAUGAUGUUGAAUGGACAGACAUUAAGCGGCAUGCAAUUGAGGUCAUCACUCAAUUCUUUAACAGUGGAGAGUCCAUCACAACAGGAGCGACUCAUGCUGAGAGUAGUGUCAUGGAGGAUGACGAUGACAUAGUUUCGAUGAUAAAGGAGCUUUUAGACACCCGGAUCAGACCCACAGUACAGGAGGAUGGUGGUGAUAUCAUAUUCAAAGGCUUUGAGGAUGGUACCGUGAAGUUAAAGCUGGUUGGUUCCUGCACAGGCUGUCCAAGCUCCACAGUCACCCUAAAAAAUGGCAUCCAGAACAUGCUGCAAUUCUAUAUACCUGAGGUGGACAAGGUAGAACAGGUGGAGGAUGAAGUUGAUGAGAUCAACACUAAAGUGUUUGCAGAACUGGAGCAGAAAUUGCAAGACUCAUAGCAUGAGACCUCUCUAAUGCUGUUGCCACAUUUCAAUGUGUUGUAAAUGUGUUAUAGUAGGAUUCAAAAACUAUGUAAGGAAGUUCCAUAUUUAAAGUUUAGAAUCUAGAAUGGAAUGGAAUAUUUAACCAAGCGUAAAGUCUUCAUAAUUUGUUCUGUUUCUGCUAUAAUAGUGCUAUAUUGCAACUGCUAGUAAAAAAAAAAAUAACCUGAGCUCUGCACUUUCCAUGUUGCCUUCAUGUAUUCUGGGUGGCACUCUUAGAUAAGCACUCACUAUGUGUUACAAGAUUCAUGAUACUUAACAGGUUAUGUUACUUGUCUGCGAAAAAAUGUGUGGACGGUUAUACUUGUAAUUACAAUAUUUAUAGCACAUUGCAAUUUCACAUACAUAUUUGACAAACACUGUAAUUAAGUGACAAUUCCUCUGCUGCAAUGUUGUGAUCCUGAAAUAUUAUAAAACCUAAAAUGACAAUUUAAAGUAAUGCAGAUCUUCCACAGCUCUCAUAAUCUUUUAGAAUGAGUUGUGAAAGUUUUGUUUGUGUUCAUGUUCAUCUACAGCUUCCCUCCUGCAGUUCUGUAUGACCUAUAAUUAAAUAAACAGUUAAGGAAAGAAAAUGA
Messenger RNA from Myxocyprinus asiaticus (Chinese sucker), 1422 nucleotides. RefSeq lists its product as uncharacterized. Bases 17 to 805 code for a protein of 262 amino acids. The record is from RefSeq and is a predicted model, not a curated record. Gene Ontology annotation, molecular function: iron ion binding; iron-sulfur cluster binding. Gene Ontology annotation, biological process: iron-sulfur cluster assembly. Lineage: Eukaryota; Metazoa; Chordata; Actinopteri; Cypriniformes; Catostomidae. The transcript has 8 exons. Gene Ontology annotation, cellular component: mitochondrion.